AUGCUUCCUUUUAAUACUUCCCGUCCCUCUUCUAUGACGUUUUUGCUGUUGGGCAUCCCAGGACUAGAGCACCUCCAUGUCUGGGUUGGGAUCCCCUUCUGCUCCAUGUAUGUGGUAGCCGUGGCGGGGAACAUGACCAUCCUGGCAGUGGUGAGGGCAGAGCGAAGUCUCCAUGAGCCGAUGUUUCUCUUCCUGUGCAUGUUGUCGCUCACGGACCUGGUCCUCUCCACAUCGACGCUCCCCCGCAUGCUUUGUCUCUUCUGGCUCGGAGCCCAUGAAAUUGCCUUCGAUGCUUGCCUGACCCAGAUGUUCUUCAUCCACAGCUUUACCGCCAUGGAAUCGGGCUUCUUCCUGGCCAUGGCCAUUGACCGUUACGUGGCCAUCUGUGAUCCGCUGCGCCAUGCCACCAUUCUCACCCACACUCGCAUCGCCAAAAUGGGAGCUGCUGUGGUCCUCCGGGGCGUGGCUUUCUUUUCGCCACAUCCUAUUCUGCUGAGGCGAUUGCCCUACUGCAGAACGCGCAUCAUUGCUCACACUUACUGUGAGUUCAUGGCUGUGGUGAAACUGGCAUGUGUGGACACAGGGGCUACCAAGCGAUACAGCCUCAGUGUGGCCUCUGUCAUUGGUUGCUGUGAUGGCUUUUUUAUUGCUGUCUCUUAUGUCCUCAUUCUCCGUGCAGUCUUUCGUCUUCCGUCACGGGAAGCCAGCCUGAAAGCCCUGGGCACGUGCGGCUCUCACGUCUGCGUCAUCCUUGUUUUUUACUCCACAGCUGUCUUUACCUUCCUCACCCAUCGCUUUGGCCACAACGUGGCUCCCCAAAUACAUAUCUUCAUUGCCAAUAUGUAUCUUUUGGUCCCCCCCUUUUUGAAUCCUAUUGUUUAUGGGAUUAGGACCAAGAAAAUUCGAGACCAUGUACUUAGUUCCCUAAGGGUAAAAGUUGCCUGA
Molecule: messenger RNA, 945 nt
Organism: Echinops telfairi (small Madagascar hedgehog)
Lineage: Eukaryota; Metazoa; Chordata; Mammalia; Afrosoricida; Tenrecidae
Product: olfactory receptor 52M1-like
Exons: 1
Coding region: 1-945 (314 amino acids)
Biological process (GO): G protein-coupled receptor signaling pathway
Cellular component (GO): membrane
Molecular function (GO): olfactory receptor activity; G protein-coupled receptor activity
Source: RefSeq, a predicted model, not a curated record